Molecule: messenger RNA, 2355 nt
Organism: Cannabis sativa
Lineage: Eukaryota; Viridiplantae; Streptophyta; Magnoliopsida; Rosales; Cannabaceae
Exons: 6
Coding region: 1-2355 (784 amino acids)
Source: RefSeq, a predicted model, not a curated record
AUGAACGAUCAGUUUAAGACUCAGAAUUUAACUCCAUCUUCAUUAUUCCAACAAGAAUGUCAUCUCAAGAAAACUAUUUUGGCUGCAAAAUUCGUUUGUGCCAACUCGAGUGAUUACAUAGCUACAAAGUUUGAAAUACAAGAGGAAUCGAAACAGAGACAACGCGAAGUAUUUGAACAAGCAAGGUUUGAAAAAGAAAUAGGGGAAAGGGAAAAGCGAGAGAAGUUACAAAGGCAAAAAGAAAGAUUGGAAAAAGAAGAAACAGAUAAAAGAACAAAUUUACAACGAUUAAUUAGAGAAAGGGCUUCUGGACAUUUCAAUUGGAGACUCUUUGCGGUUUAUGGUCCCCAUUAUGAUAGAGAUAAAACUAAUUUUUGGGAGAUGUUAACCCAUAAAGUAAGUGCUUGUGACAGGCCCUGGGUAGUUAUGGGAGACCUUAAUUGUAUUCUUAACAAUGAAGAAAAGAUGGGAGGUAAGAAAGUAACAUCUUCAGAUACUCGUUGGCUAGAAGACUUCCUUCAGGAUACAGGAGGAGUAGAUUUGCGUUUCAAAGGAUGCCAAUUUACUUGGCAAAACAAAAGAUUUAAUGGAGGUCUAAUUAGAGAAAGACUGGAUAGGUGUAUUGGGUCUUAUGAUUGGAGUUCGGCUUUUCCUUCAGCAGGGAUUUUAAAUUUUCAAAUUAUGAUAUCAGAUCAUGCCCCCAUUUUGUUCGAUACCUUCAUGUUUAAAAGCAAAGGCUUCAUUCCUUUUUUAUUUUACGAUGCUUGGUCAAGGGAAGACUCUUGUCGAGAUGAAAUUUGCAAGGCGUGGUCGAAGGUGCCUCGGGGGGGAACAAGAAGUCUCUUGAAGAAUUUUGAUAACAUCAGAAGGGCUUUACAGAAGUGGAGGAAAGAGAAAGUGGGAGAUCUGGAUCAACGUAUUAGUACAUUGGAAAAUAGGCUGCAAUGGAUUCAAAGGCAACAAAUUACAGAAGAGUUUUGUAGAGAGGAGUUUCUUAUACAAGAUCAACUUCAAGAAACUUGGCGAAAGAAGGAGUCCAUGUGGAGUCAAAAAUCUCGCGAGCUGUGGUUAAAGCUCGAGGAUAGAAGCACAAGGUUCUUUCACACAGCGGCUUCGGUUAGAAGGAGGAGAAAUCAAGUCUGGCAUCUUCAAGACAAAGAUGGGAAUAUGAAGGAUAACACCAGAGAGAUUUCAGAGGUGUUCAGAUCAGGAAUUGUACAUCAGGGAUUAAAUUUCACCUUCAUCUGCCUUAUACCGAAAGUCAAUAAUCCUACAAGAAUGGAACAAUUCAGGCCAAUUAGCCUUUGUAAUUUUCCUUAUAAGAUCAUUGCAAAGAUUCUAGCUAAUAGAUUGAGGUCGUAUAUGGAAAGCUUGAUAUCUCCUCUUCAAUCAGCAUUUAUUCUGGGACGUUGGAUCGUUGAAUCGUCAAUUUUAACCCAGGAGUUAGUGCAUACUAUCAGGAAGAAAAGGGGUGUGGGAGGCUUAAUGGCAAUUAAAUUGGAUAUGCACAAGGCAUAUGAUAGGAUGGAAUGGGAUUUUGUUAGGAAGGUCCUACAGGCAAACAGAUUUGAUGAUAAGGCUUGUGGUCUUUUAAUGUCGUGUAUAACGGGAGUCUCCUACUCAGUCUUGAUGAACGAUACGCCUCUAAAGAAAUUCAAGCCUCAAAGGGGUCUUAGACAAGGAGACCCUUUGUCUCCCUAUAUCUUUCUCCUCUGUCAAGAAGUCCUUUCCAAAAUUAUUCAAAGCCAAGAAAAUAGAGGGAAGAUUCAUGGUAUUCGAAUAGCAAGAGCUGCUACUCCAAUUUCACAUCUUAUGUUCGCGGACGACACGAUUUUAUUUGCGAGAGCAAACACGGAAGAGGCAACAAACUUAAUGGGAUGUCUUAAUCUGUAUGAGAGAUGGUCUGGACAAGUUUGUAGUAGAGCUAAGUCUAGUGUCCUUUUCUUAAAUAAUUUGGAUAUAGACAAGAGGAAGGCCAUUUUGCAGAUGCUCACUAUCAAGCAAUCGGAUGGCGAAGAGAGACAUCUAGGCAAUCCCUUUGUGUUCAAGAGAAUGAAGAAGGAUAGUUUUUUGAAGUUGAGAGAGAGUAUGCUUCAGAAGCUUGCAGGUUGGAAGAUGAGAUUGCUGUCUUAUGCAGGGAGACUGACUUUAAUCAAGUCAGUUGCGUCGGCUAUGUCAAUAUACGCGAUGUCUACGAAUAGAGUCCCAAUUUCAAUCUGCAGGGAGUUGGAUGCCUUGUUAAGAGCGUAUUGGUGGCAAGGUCAAGUUAACAAGGGAAGCAAGGAAGUGGAUUUUUCUCUUGUGAUUCAAGUCGUUUCCAUCAAGUUUAGAGUGAUUCUAGUAGAGAUGCUUUAG